Messenger RNA from Microthlaspi erraticum, 255 nucleotides. The record is from the annotation of a GenBank genome assembly. NCBI's taxonomy places the organism in Eukaryota, Viridiplantae, Streptophyta, Magnoliopsida, Brassicales, Brassicaceae.
AUGGAGAUCAGCUAUCUGGACAAGCAAGAGGGAUAUGAAAAUAGUGCCCCCCAAAGAACUGGGAGGCAAGGUCGUGGUCUGGAGAGGGCAGACGGCCAUCAGGAGCACUCCACUCGACUGUUGUCACUCGAUCGAGCUUGCUCUCCUCUUCUUCCUUCUUCAUCUCGAAGUGGUGUGGCUUCCUUGGCCUUGGUGGAGCUGUGCUCGCUCGAAGCGGUUGUAAGGGGUCCAGUGGCUCUGAGGAAGUCCUGGUAG